AUGCCAUUCAUAUAGUUAAAAAGUACUAUGACUAAUCUUGACUUUCUACUAAUAAAGCCAAACACUGGUGAAAAAUAUUACUAUCCUGUAUGUAAUUUUAUUAAAAUAGGUUUUUAAUAAAUUGUGUAGAAAAAUUCAUCGAUCUCUAAGAUGUUGUAAAUGGAUUCAAUUCUCAGAAUAAUUCUUAUAAAUGUCCUCAUUGCGCAAAAGUUUAUGAAGAGGUUUCAGAUUUUGUACCACAUGAUCUCUAUAUAAGAAUUAAGAAUGACUUCCAUCCUCUUACAGAUAAAAUUUCUGUUUUACAUGGAAUUUUAUAAAGUCACAUUAAAAGAAAUAAAAGAAGAUUUGGGGACCCAUUAACAUCUAAUCAAAUUUAACAACAAAUAAAAUUGUUAUUAACAGAGAAUAAUGAAGAUCAAUUUGAAAAAGCAUAAUAAUUUUCUUAUCUAGCCUUCUUUGAUUAAAAACUUAAAUCAAAUAAUUAAUUUUAAUUCUGGUCUAUAUGUUGACUUGAUAAUGUAAAUAUAAACAUUCCAGUAAGACAUAAGAAUUGCAAACAUGUUGAAGCUUAUGAAUUAUGUAACUAGAUUGAUUGGUUAUCAGAUUGAAAACUAUAGGGAUUUAUAAAACAAACAAUUACAAGAAAAAGAGUCCAAUUCAUAAAGCUUUCAAUAAAUAUUAAUCUAUAUUUAAAAUGUAUUAAAAUAGGUUGUUCAUUGUCUUGUAGUUGAUUUCGAACUUUUAAAAGCUAUAACAAGGUCUUAUCCUGGAAAUUAGCUCUUUGUAGUGAGUAAGUUAAAUAAUGAUGAAAUUACUUUAUCAGAUUAUAUUUCAAAUAAUGUUAGUAAUAAAGACCAAUUCAUUAGUACAUAUUGGAAUAACAACAAAUUAGAUAAAUUAUUUUAACUUUCUUUCUAAGAAUUUUAAAGAAUAGUAUUAGAGAAGAUGGUAACAGUAAUCAACUUAGAAUUACAUAGGAAUGUUAAGGAAAAAAUUAAUUAAUGUAAACAUUCUAAUUGUCUAAUGAAACUAAAGGACUAAUCUGGUUAGAUGAUUGAACUUCCAGCUCGUUGUGUUAACUGUCCAAUCCCAAAAGAAAAUGAGUCUUACUAUAGCGAAACAAAAAUUUCAUUAUUAAAUUGGGACAUUCGAACUUUUGUAACAUUCAUUGUUCAUAAGUAAAAUAAGAAAGAAACUUCUGAAAAUUACAAUGCCCUUUAUGUUAAACUGAAUUUAGAAGGAAUUUAGUUCAAAUUUAAUUUAACAAUAAAUUAAUUUUUUAUGAUGCUUAGUUAUAUUCGAAAAUGCAGAUUAACAUAGAAAAAAUUAGUUAUUGGCCAGAUAAUUUGUUCUCAUAUAAGGGAAAAGAAUACUUACUAGAAAAUUUCAAGAAUUUAUGGAAAUAUACCCGUGAAGAUUUUUAAAGGUAAUAAUUUAUAUUGAUAUAGUGAUAAAAAAAAUUGUGAAAUUUAAAAGAUAUAUUAUGAAUCAAUUUAUUGUCCAAAUAUUGAAAAUAUACUGA
Messenger RNA from Paramecium primaurelia, 1522 nucleotides. The record is from the annotation of a GenBank genome assembly. Lineage: Eukaryota; Ciliophora; Oligohymenophorea; Peniculida; Parameciidae.